UCGACGUCUUCGCCGGCGGACGACCAGCAUAGUCUCCGUUGCAGAACUUACAUCUGUCGAUGAGCUUUCGCGAUCGUCGACGGGGACCUUCCAGACGUGGACCUCCAAGCUGAGCUGGAGCCCAGCUCAUCCCCGGUGAAUGACGCGCGUUACUCCGGUUGCAGUGGUUGGCCAAUUCACCACGACGGACUCGUUCCUGCGCAGCCGAUCCGUCCGAGUUUCAAUCUCCCUUUAGACUAGACUCCUACCCGAUCGUUUGCAGCAAGGCAUUUCACACUCCAAAUGUUGAGCAAGCUUAGCGCGUUGCUCUUACCCGCGGUGCUGUGCCGAGUCUUGUUCAUUAUUCAUUCUGCCGUGUGCUGCUCAAGCAACCCGGUUGUAUCUCCUGAUCGCAACGAUGGCAACCACGCACCACGCUGCCGGCGCGACGCCUAGCAAGCUGGACAUCCCGACGCGACUAUCGUAUGUGAGCGGCACCUCGCAAACGCCCAAGGACCUGGGUGAUGGUUAUACCGGCGUCAAGACACCCGACCCGACCGACAUUGAGGGUGGCGCACUGCGUGAAGGCGGCAUGCCCGUACUCACCAGCAAGGAGAACAUCGGUCUUCUGGCACAGUACGCCGCCGUCGGUAUGGUGUACGGCAUGCUACCUGCCACCAUCUACCCGUUCCUGCAGCAGUAUCUCAACUGUACCGGUGCCCAGGUGACUACUGCGUCCACGCUGGUUGUGUUCCCGUGGAGCUUCAAGUGUUUCUACGGCAUCCUUUCGGACUGUUUCCCGAUUUUUGGCUACCGUCGCCGGCCGUACAUGCUUCUCGGUUGGGGUAUCUGUCUGGUCAUGUUGGUUAUCAUGGCGUGUAUGCCUGCCGGCAAGCCGUACUACACCGUGCCGUCUGACCGAGAUAUCUCGCCGGAAGACUACACACCUGAGAUUGUAGCUCGUAUCAACUACGACGCAUCAUCGCAGGGCGCCAAGUACGUUAUCCUCAUGUUCUUCGCUGCGUUCGGCUAUGUGAUGGCCGACGUGUGCGCGGACAGUAUCGUCGUAGAUCUCGCUCAGCGCGAACCCCUGGAGAAGCGUGGCAAGACGCAGUCGUGCAUCUACACGGUACGCACGAUAUUCGUGAUUAUCGGCGAGAUUAUCACGGGCUUCGCGUUCAACGGCGAAGAGUACGGCGGCGAUUUCGACUUCUCGUUGACGUUCCCACAACUGAUGGCUAUCAUGGCGGUCUGCACGGCCCUUGUCCUCCCAGCGACAUGGUUCUUCAUUAAGGAGGAGAAACAGCCCAAACCCAACUUCCGGGAAUACAUGAAGGCGCUCUGGGACCUCAUCUGUACGCGCGCGAUGUACCAGGUGAUCGCGUACAACUUCUUCUCCAACAUUUUCUCGGGUAUUUCAUACACGGCCAGCUCGCCAGUUCAGUCGUACAUGGUUGGCGUGACCCCGAUCAACAGUACCAUCAGUGAUAUCCUUGGCAACCUCCUCUUCAUGUUCGGCAUCAUGAUCACGUCCAAGUGGGGACUGCACUGGAGCUGGCGCGGCAUGAUCGUGUUCACCGGUUGCUUCGUGAUGGCUAUCGACGGCAUCUGUACGUUCAUAACCAUUUGGGACGUGUUCCGCAGUCAGUGGUUCUGGCUGGGCCUCCCGAUCGCCGUACAGGUUCCGUACGGUGUUGGCUGGAUGAUCUCCAACUUUGUGAUCGUGGAACUGUCCGGUAUCGGCAACGAAGGCGCCGUGUACGGCCUCAUCACUGCCACCCACAAUGUGGCGUCUCCGUUUGCCACGACACUCACGCUGGUGAUCGACCAGCCGUUCAAUCUCAGCAACGAGCGUAUCCAAGUGGACGACCACUCUAUCCGCGCCGACAUCACAUAUUCUGUUAUCAUUAUGUACGCCAUGACGGCAUUCUCGUGGGUGUUCUUGGUUUUAUUACCGAGACAGAAGGAAGCAACGCAGGAGCUAGUGCGCACGGGCGGAUCGAACAAGCUCAUCGGCGGCAUCACCGUGUUCUACCUCGUGUUCGCGCUCAUAUGGUCCGUCAUGACAAACAUCAUGGCCAUGUUCGACAGCACCUCGUGCCUCGUGAUUGCCGGCGGCGACGGCUGCUAAAUGUCGUUGAUUAAAAACUGUCUCGUAAUGAUCGACUUCUUUAACAUCUAAUUGAACUUUUACUGUCC
This is a messenger RNA of Phytophthora nicotianae INRA-310, 2178 nucleotides long. RefSeq lists its product as hypothetical. The coding region runs from base 398 to 2110 and encodes 570 amino acids. NCBI's taxonomy places the organism in Eukaryota, Oomycota, Peronosporomycetes, Peronosporales, Peronosporaceae. The transcript has a single exon. The record is from RefSeq and is a predicted model, not a curated record.